AGCCGGUCUUAAAUCAACCAGUAGGAUUGCAGCAUAGCAGUGGUGCUGACUCCAUUCUCUCUGCCCCUCUCCCUCCUCUCUCUCUCUCUUGCUGCCCUCUCAUUUCUCCACACUACUGCUAACAUGGCUGAGGCAUUCGCAGGCACAUGGAACCUGAAGGAGAGCAAGAACUUUGAUGAAUACAUGAAGGCCCUGGGUGUGGGCUUUGCAACACGCCAGGUUGGCGGUAUGACCAAGCCCACCACCGUCAUCGAGGUAGCGGGAGACACGGUCACUCUGAAGACGCAGAGCACCUUCAAGAACACCGAGAUCAACUUCAAACUGGGAGAGGAGUUCGACGAGACCACCGCCGACGACAGGAAGGUCAAGUCCCUAAUAACGGUUGAGGGUGGUAAGAUGAUUCACGUGCAGAAGUGGGACGGCAAGGAGACCACUCUGGUUCGUGAAGUCAGCGGCAACGCCCUCGAACUGACACUGAAUCUUGGUGAUGUCAUCUGCACACGCUCCUACAUCAAGGCCGAGUAACAACGUCCACCAAAAACUAUCCUUUACCACACCUGCCAAAAUAACAACAACCCUUCACCCUUAACCCCGAUCCCCACUGUAACGACCUCUAACCCCUGUCUGACCUCUAACCCCCGACCCCUUCUAUGUUGUCCCGUCCUUCUCUUUGUAGUGCUUCUCCUUUGUAUGAAACACUGAAUAAAUUCCACUGACGUUUAUUUUCUUCUCUAAAGCCUUCCUGAGUUCUUCUCUGUCAGUCACCUCACAAUCCCCAUGACAACAGUCACAACACCUACAUCAGAGGCUCGACUUUCAUCAAUCCACAGGGAUUUUGCCACUGGCCUGGAGGAAACUCAGUGAAUCUACUAACUGUGUGUAGCAACCAUUUUGUGCCAAAUGGCUCAUCACGUGUUUCAGUUGUAGCAGCCAUCUGGGUGGGUUAUGGCAGCCAUUUUGUGCCAAAUGGCUCAUCACGUGUUUCAGUUGUAGCAACCAUCUGGGUGGGUUAUGGCAGCCAUUUUGUGCCAAAUGGCUCAUCACGUGUUUCAGUUGUAGCAGCCAUCUGGGUGGGUUAUGGCAGCCAUUUUGUGCCAAAUGGCUCAUCACGUGUUUCAGUUGUAGCAACCAUCUGGGUGGGUUAUGGCAGCCAUUUUGUGCCAAAUGGCUCAUCACGUGUUUCAGUUGUAGCAGCCAUCUGGGGGGGUUAUGGCAGCCAUUUUGUGCCAAGUUGAGAUCUGAGGCUGCUGUAGGGGAAGCAGCACAUGGCUCCUCAGACGGAUCAAAACUGCUCUAUAUUCUGCUGUCAGAGAAGGGUGUGUGUAGGCAUUGCGUGUGCGUAGUGUUGGAUUCUGGGUAAACUUUGAGCAUUGAGAUAUUAAAGACAUGAUAGAUCAGACGCAGAGUAUAUAAAGGAGUGAGAAGGUAAUGGUUCUCUGUAGUAAGACAACUAAGCUUGGAAUGUGUUGAGUGCAGGGAAAACAAUCGCAUGUGACAGUACUGAUAAGGGGAGAAACGGUUGAAGGCUCAUAUCACUUAGUUCCCUGCUUAGAAAGAAUGAUGUAAUGUUUAGAGAUACGGAGGAGACUCCAGCCAAAGUUGGGUAUGAAUACCACCACGGGGGAAGCCAUGUCUGUGUCUGAAUUACAGCUGUAACAACCCUUUGGGAAGAAUUAAACUUAGACAAGGUC
This is a messenger RNA of Oncorhynchus mykiss (rainbow trout), 1691 nucleotides long. Its product is annotated as fatty acid-binding protein, heart. NCBI's taxonomy places the organism in Eukaryota, Metazoa, Chordata, Actinopteri, Salmoniformes, Salmonidae. Gene Ontology annotation, molecular function: lipid binding. The record is from RefSeq and is a predicted model, not a curated record.